This is a messenger RNA of Anguilla anguilla (European eel), 4347 nucleotides long. RefSeq names its product sorting nexin-16-like. Gene Ontology annotation, biological process: early endosome to late endosome transport; protein targeting to lysosome; endosome to lysosome transport. Gene Ontology annotation, cellular component: late endosome; extrinsic component of endosome membrane; early endosome. The coding region runs from base 248 to 1309 and encodes 353 amino acids. The transcript is spliced from 8 exons. NCBI's taxonomy places the organism in Eukaryota, Metazoa, Chordata, Actinopteri, Anguilliformes, Anguillidae. Gene Ontology annotation, molecular function: phosphatidylinositol binding. The record is from RefSeq and is a predicted model, not a curated record.
CGUUGCUCCAGAUGUCUGGUCGGGGCUUGAAAUAUAUAAGCGAAGAAAAUUGUACCUCAAACAGGUAGCUAGCUAACUUAACCUAGGUGUCUUACGUUACUUGACGUUUCGUUGUGAUGAAACCCGAAAACGAACGGGGGAUAAGAACGACAUCAGGCAUUUGGCUAGACACCCCCAUUCAGAGCGGCUUACGAGGUGCGGCUACCAGGACCCGUUGUACCAGCGCAGCAGGGGGGCAGUGAAGGACAUGGCCACGCCCUUCGUUCCCGUGCCUGUCCCAAUGGAGCGGGCGAGGUCCAGGGUUCGACGGGCCACGUCGCUGGGCAGCGUCUCCACCAGCUCGAGCUCCCCCUCCAGGGCCCCCGGGGACGAGACCAUCCCCGAAACGAGAGGGGGGUCCUCCCGGGCCUGUGCCACCCCGCCUUUGGAGUGCUUCAGCCCUGUGACCCGGACCAGGCUGAACGGGACCGCUCCGGCUGUGGAGUACUCUAACCGACCCCGUUCCCAUGACGACUCUUUGGACUCCGGCCGGCAGGAGCGUCCGAUCACCCCUACUCUCCUGGGGUACGAGGUCAUGGAGGAGCGCGCCAAAUUCACCGUGUAUAAGAUCCUGGUGAGGACGAGCCAGGAGGAGAGCUGGGUGGUGUUCCGCAGGUACACCGACUUCUCCAGGCUGAACGGCAAGCUGAAGGACAUGUUCCCAGGAUUCAGGUUCUCUUUGCCUCCCAAACGCUGGUUCAAGGACAACUAUGACACGGAGUUCCUGGAGGAGAGACAGCUGGGCCUGCAGGUUUUUCUCCAGAACCUGGUCGCACGCAAAGACAUAGCCACCAGCUUGCCAGUGAGGGAGUUCCUGUGUCUGGAUGACCCCCCGGGCCCCUUCGACAGUCUGGAGGAGAGUCGGGCCUUCUGUGAGACCCUGGAGGAGACAAACUACCGGCUGCAGAAGGAGCUGGUUGAGAAGCAGAGGGAGAUCGAGGAGCUGCGGAAGACCCUGGAGGAGAAGCACCUUCACAUUCACAUUCUGGAGAAAAGAGUCAAUGGAGACUCACUGAGCCCGGAGAGUUUGGAGAGCCCCUGCAGGCUGUCUGGGGUCGGUAGUGAGGGCAGCAUGGAUGCAGACAUAGAUGCAGAGUCCUCCACUGUGGAGGCCGACCAAGAAAUGGACCCAGAGAACAGCUGUGGUAACCAGGCGCCCGGGAAGGGUCACCUGAAGGGUCACGCCGCCUGCUGGUGUGGGCCAAUCGCCGGGAGCCCCCCGCCCGUCAUCCAGAUGACCCAGGAGCUGGAGGCGCGGCCAUCCCACUGACCACUCCCUUUCUCGACGUGCAGAAUACAGGAACGCAUAGAGAUCCUUCUCCACCCGUCUCCCCUCUUCCCCCUAUUUUUCUGCCCCCCCCCCCCCUCCCCAUUUCCCGUUCUUAUAGGAAUUUGGGUGCUUAUAGGACAGAGGGUCUUUCAGUACUUCUGUCUGUCAGGCCUAGCUUCACACGCUCAGGCUCAGACCAGCCUUUUACGGAUGGACAGAUCCGUUGACUGACACCAUGUCUCCACUGUAGCGGAGUAUAUAGUAGGACCCCCCGCAGAGGGAUGCAGAGUGGUUGGGUCCUGAUCAGGGCAUCUGAUUGGCUGAUUUUUCAUUUUUGUCCAGAAAUGGAAAACCCAUUGUCCACACUGCAGCUCCUUCACCACGUCUCUCUGGAAUGGAAGAGGCCGGGGAACAUUUUAAUUCUCUUUGGCUUCUGCUGAAAACCACCACGAGGGGGACCGAAAGAUCUCCCAAGCUGUGGAAUUCUGGGAGAAAAAAAAUCCCCUUUCUUGUACAGUGCUACUCACCUGUUACAACAAUCAAAGCAGAAUAGCUCAACUUUAGCUGCUAAUCGGUAGUACAGAGGCUGCCCACGCAAUAACAACGUUCUUUGUUGAGCUACAUGGUUAAGACAAAGGUCAAGGCUGUCGUACAUGGUGUGCGCUGAACCUGGGUCAAAUGCUUGCUUGGAAUACUUUAACUCUUAGGAUGCUGGUAACGUUUUAAAACAACAAUCUCUGCAGAUCCCUGAGGAUUUUGAAUGAAACACCGUUGUUUACCAAAAAUGUACAAUUCUACAAAAUCUCUGCAGCUUGAUGAAAAUAUACGUUUGAGAGCAAAAUCUUUUGAUCGGUUUGAAUGAGUCAUCAACUGAUUGACAUCUAGUUGUAGCCCCACCGAGUAUGGGGUUUCAGCCAGCCUUGUAAUCAGGGUUGUAUCUGAUAUCACAUCUUUGUUCUGUGGGCAGCACUUUUCUGAAAAAAAAGUUUUCACCCUCUAAAAUUUUGUAUAAAUUCACAAAGGGGUGAGAACUCUGUAAUGCGGUAGCACACAAGAACUGGUCCGUUUUCCCGCUCAAAUUAGACGAAUAUCCAAUGGCUUUUUCAGGUGCAAAUGCCAGGGCUGCUUUGAACUUUAAGGCUAUGUUUCCAAGGUAGAUAUACAGUACAUAAUGAAGUAAUGCAAUUGCAUUACAGAUAUACAGUUUACUCUCCAGUGAUGUGUGACCAAUGAAAGUGGAACUAAUGUACAUGCUGGUGAGCUAUUAAAGGGGUUUCGUUAUUAACGCUCUUGCGCUCUUGAUAAUAAGGGAGAUCAAGAUUGUGAGUUAUCAAGAAAGAUGUAGCUACGUUGCUCACUGCACAGGUUUGUUUUUUUAUUGUCUGUCCAAUUUUCCUUGAUUGUUUUCGAGGAACAUUUGAACAUCGUUCUGUGACCUUUAUGUUAUUUUUCAGGACGGACACAUUUUCAAUGGUUUAUGAGGACUGUAGGAAGUGCCUGCUCUGUGAACGACCGCAGUCUGGGAGGUGUCUGUGUACAGAGAGGGGGGGGGACCUCUGGGGUCCGAUCCCCACAGUCACUGUGUUUCAUAUUAAACACUCUAGAUGAAUGUGUCACCCCAUCACACAUCUGGUCCACUAGGGCUAGAUUGUGUCUUGUGUGUGUUAAUUACCUCACACUCACAUGUCUGAAUAGUGUAGUUUGCUCGCUUUCGCUAAACAAAUAACCCCUUUCUGCCUAAUGUUGCCACUCGCCCUGGAUGUGUGUGUGUGUGUAUGUGUGUGCGCGUGUGCGUGUGCGUGUGCGUACGUGUGUGCUUGCAUGCUGGAUAAAGUCCCUUGGUGCACUUUAAAUAUGUACGCAGUUGUGUUUCAUGUAUUUUUCCUUUGUGUUGUUUUUGUGUGCGCGCAUGUGUUGAGUUGUGUCGCCCUCUGGGUAAGGCUGUCAUUAUUACUUUAACAGAAUCAGCUUCAUUUGAAGUAGAGUGCCUUAAGACGUGUCCAUGUUUGCAGCUGUAAAUCAAUGUACGCCUAGUUUGUAUUGCGCUUGUUAAUCCCACAGGAUCGCAGUCGAAGUGCCUUUCUUUUAAUGAAACAUACUUAUCUUUAGGUUUUCUUUCUUUUUGUUUGAGGUAACUUACUUAAGGCAGAAUCCACUUUGAAGACCAUGCUCUUGUGGUAUAUUAUGAAAGUGUUUUCCCCCCAUAGAGAACAAAGGACGAUACCACACGCUACCUUAAUGUUGGGUGCCAUUAAUUCAUGUCCUGUGAACUUACAAACUUUUCGGCACCUCUUUGAGUGUUGUGAAACCUUGUCAAACCUGUGGCCAUUUUGUGCCAUCUGCUUGCAGUAAAGCCGUCCGAAACACACUUAAGGUUUCUGGAUGUGUCAGGGCUGUGUAAACCUGCUAUCGAGGCCUGUUUCCAUCUGCUGUACAAAGAGUGCUGUUAAACUGUCAGAAAUAUUAACUGCCCCACCCAGCUUGUUUUUUAAGAUGUUUUUUUGAGGAAAUGACCGAUGGGCUGUGUGUGAUUUAGAUUCCCCAAAGACCAGUGAAUUGGGUCCAUUGCUUAAGUGUUGUUUGAAAAUGCAGUGUGUAGCCUAGUGUGCCCGAGAUAGGAUGUAAACAGCAGUGAUACAGGAUGCUUAUAGGACACAGAUAGGACAAACGCUGGAAAGUGGCUCCAGGUAACUUCUGUCUCUUUUGGGUGAUCCAGGGUCAGCCCCUGUAAACCCCUUAUGGAUACCCUAGCAGUUUUGUUUGAAUAUUUAGCACAGAUCUGGGGUCAGCGAGUCUGCCCAUACCCUCCUGUGGAUGAUGGGGUGUCUUGCGGUUUCACACAAGCUUCGACCCUUUCUGAGUGAAAAGAUGAGGUCAUCUUUAUUUCUCUUUUCAUAUGUUACUGUCUUUUUCUGUCUUUUUUUUUUUUUGGUUAGGUAUUGGUGUAACUUUUUCACAAUCUUAAGUGUCAGGGCUCUGAUGACUCUUAAUACUGGACUGAAUCUUUUUAAUAAACAAUCUGACCUUUCUCACGGAAA